Molecule: messenger RNA, 2887 nt
Organism: Lytechinus pictus (painted urchin)
Lineage: Eukaryota; Metazoa; Echinodermata; Echinoidea; Temnopleuroida; Toxopneustidae
Product: dnaJ homolog subfamily B member 4-like
Exons: 2
Coding region: 543-1589 (348 amino acids)
Cellular component (GO): cytosol
Molecular function (GO): protein-folding chaperone binding
Source: RefSeq, a predicted model, not a curated record
AUCGCAAAUGCUUCGAGCGGCUUCGAGAAUAUUCGUGUACAUUCGAGUUCGUACGGGAUUACGUGACGUCGCCGGUCUAUCUCUGGCAUGGCCGGAUCAUCAUCAUCUUUAUGCGGCGCAGCUGCGGAGAUAGUCAAUGAGCUGGUUGAAAAGCGAAAGAAUCAGAAAUUUUUCGUUAAUGUCGUCAAGAGCUUGCUUAAGUCCAAGUAAAACGAUUGAGCAGUCUAGUAAUAAAAUCUCGAGGUUUGUCUACCAAACACUAACGUGUGAAGAACAUUGUUUCUCUCUUAUUUUGAGCAACAUCGAUCAACGUCUUCGACGAACUUGUCUUGGAAAGUUGGAUUUUUGAAUUGGAUUUGGUAUUGAGAUCAACGUUUCGUUCGAACAGGACUUUGCAAUAAUCAUUGUCUACCUGUUCUCCCAGCUGUUCAAGAUUUUUUAUUAAAGAGGAGCCAUUUUAAGGACGAACAGCUUCCUUGUUACCUUUGUGAAGGUGAAGAAUAUUUCAUACCUGGUUGAGGAGACAAAGAUAGCCGUCACCUAUGACCAAGAUGGGGAAAGAUUAUUACAAGGUGCUCGGGGUAUCCAAGGAUGCCUCCGAUGAUGAAAUCAAGAAAGGCUAUCGGAAGAUGGCACUGAAGUAUCAUCCGGACAAGAAUAAAAGCAAAGGAGCAGAAGAAAAGUUCAAAGAAAUAGCAGAAGCUUAUGAAGUUUUAAGUGACAAGAAAAAGAAGAAAAUUUAUGAUAAAUAUGGAGAGGAAGGACUGAAGGGAGGUGCAGGUGCCCCGCAAGGAGAACAAGGAGAGAACUACUCUUGGUCAUUCCAUGGCGAUCCAAACGCAACCUUCACAAGCUUCUUUGGAAAUAGCAACCCAUUUGAAAUGUUUUUUAAUGUUGGUGGCAUGGGCGGCCAGCAGAACACUCGUUUUAACUUCGCCGGUGGCCAACCCGAAGCGAUGGACGUUGACGACGACUUUGGAUUUGGUGGGUUCCCGGGAGUCCACCAACAGCGAAGCAACAGUCAAAGGAAGCGCCAAGACCCACCAGUACACCAUGACCUAAGGGUCACACUCGAGGACAUCUUCCGUGGGUGCACAAAGAAAAUGAAAAUCAACCGUCGAGUGUUGAAUGAAGAUGGCCGAACGACGAGGACUGAGGACAAAAUCCUUGAAAUCAAUGUGAAACCUGGAUGGAAGGAAGGCACCAAAAUCACAUUUCCCAAAGAAGGAGACCAAGGUCCAAAGAAAACUCCUGCAGAUAUUGUGUUCACCCUCAAAGACAUACCACAUUCAGUUUUCAACAGAGAUGGGAGUAAUUUAGUCUACAAAGCAAGAAUUCCACUGAGAGAUGCCCUGGUAGGGACCAGCUUGAAAGUACCGACCAUCGAAGGACGAACAAUAACAGUCCCCUGCAAAGAAGUCAUCAAGCCCAACUCCAGGAAGCGGGUGACGGGCGAGGGACUCCCGUACCCCAAACAGCCCAGUCGCCGUGGCGACCUCCUCAUCACCUUUGACAUUGUAUUUCCCGACCAUCUACCGAGCACCACCAAGGAAAUCCUGGCCGACUGCCUCCCAGCGUCGUCGUCAUGAUGAGUUGUUCCCUGGAAUGUUUGUGAGGCCUCUUUGCAUCAGGGUUUAUCCCUCAUCACGAUGCCAUCAAACUCGUCAUUGCAAGAGACAUGGUAUGGUGUCUCUGAAUGGAAUGAAUGACUACAAGGAUAUGUGGGAGGGCCUCUCUGAGCAAGGUGUGGUGAAAUGAGCUUGAAUGAAAUGAAAGCUAGGAGGAUGUAUCUAUGUCUGCCACCAGGAUUAUGAAGACCAACAAAUCUACGAGCAAACUGUAUCGUCUAGAUCUGCUUACACACGAAGAAGAAUCUGGUGGUGUCCUUCAUGUACACUGUACAGCAGAAAAAAUAUCAUGUGGAUUUAUGCCAGAUUUCUCAAACAUAUGCAAUUUUAAAGGAAGCAAGCUAACAUAUUAUGCAUCAUUAAUUUUAUAACAUUACGAUUAUAUACAUAGAGUUGAUUGCUAAUCACUUUAUUAAAGGGUAUAUUUAAUAUUUCUGUUUGAUAUAGUACAGAGGUGUAUAUUGGUAUUUAUUGUGUUACUUUCAAAAAGUCUGAAAUUCUUUCAUUUUUUUUUUGUUGAACUAUUUUUAUAAAGACAAAAUGAUAUCCUGCCCGAGUUCUUUAUACAUGUGUCAGUGAAUCACCAUUUUAUUGUCUGUGACUUCAGUGGAGACUUUUCUUUCCUUUGUAAUGAACAAAGUAACAAGAAAUUGUACGGUGUCCUUGAUGAUCUAACAAAAAUUGAAAAUAAAAAAAUUCUAGAGCAUUAGAAUUAGUGAAUAGGAAAACUUGGCAUCAUUGUGAAAAUCUAUGACAAUAACACUCCUUAACUGUGAUAGUCAGAUGUUUGGGAUCGAAUCAAAAUAUAUGUACAAGCUGCCAAAAUAUGUAGUGUUAUUUCAGCCUUAAACUGGCUGUCUAUAAAUAUAUUCAAUUCAAUUCUUUUUUUCUUAGUUUCUGUUAUUGCAAAUUUCAAUUUCACUUUCAUUUUCAAAAGAAUCAAGAAGUUAUUUCCAAGGCUUUUUAUUAAAUUUUCUUUGUUGGGGUUGUAUAUUGUAUGUUCAUAAAUGAGAAAUGAUCAUAAUGAGUUAAAAGAAAUAUUUUUAUUUUUUUAAGUCAUAGGCCUACUAAUAGACCCAUACAUAUUUCUAAUUCCUUAAAAUCAUAUGAUAUGUUGUAAAGUUUAGUGAAAGUUUUAAAACAACUGAGUACAUGUCUGUAUAUAAAAGUAUUUAUUGUACAAAAGAUUGUAUUAUGUUUUAUUGAAACAGUGAGGUCAGUUGACAUAAUAAAGUUUUGUGCUUUUAUUUGAAAAAUAA